Molecule: messenger RNA, 1725 nt
Organism: Pseudogymnoascus verrucosus
Lineage: Eukaryota; Fungi; Ascomycota; Leotiomycetes; Thelebolales; Thelebolaceae
Exons: 1
Coding region: 91-1653 (520 amino acids)
Source: RefSeq, a predicted model, not a curated record
UAUAAUAAUAGGCAUUAGCAAAGCUUCUAGCUUUAAAAACAAGUCUUUUACUAUUAACCUCUUUUAACGAGAGCCAACUGCCUCUUCCCCAUGUCCGUUCCGCCACACACUCCGAAUAUGGUAUCUUACUCAGUGCCAAACGAAAUAAUCGCCCAAAUAUGUUCCUACCUAUGCUCUCACUGCCAGAAUCCAGGAGUAUUCCCCAACUCAAAUACCACGGAGGCCCGCACCGAAAAGGUUACGCUGGCGCGCAUGUGCCGCUCGUCAAAGACAUUAUGCGCCAUAGCACAACCCAUCCUCUUUCACUACUACGCAUGCGGUAAUCUCGCUCGGUCGGUCGAUACCGAAUUUUCCGAUCACUAUGACUCGUGGAACAGGGAGUCCUGGGACUUAGAAGAUGACAAGCUCGCUGUCUUCAUCCGCAGCCUGAUUACCCGCCCCGAUCUAGCAGCCUGCGUGGAAUCUCUGCAACUCAAGAGCUCAGGCGUGCAAGACGUCUGCACGCCUGAGCUAAUGAAAAUUCUCGGCGAUGCUGGAAGCGCGCUUGGUUUCGAGCUCCCAACUGGCUGGAGCUGGGACGGCUGGACCGGUAAAUAUCUCGAAGUUUGGACUGAUGAAGCCCAGCCUGGGCGUUUCAAUGAGAAUCGCCUCGAGUUCCACAAGUGGCUUAUGGGCGUUGCCAUCGCGCUGACGCCGCGCACGGAGACGCUAAUGUAUAUGUGCGAAUACCUCGAUGAGUUGGAUUGGUCUUGGUAUGCGGAUAAUAAAAUGGCACUGCCGGCGCUUAAGACGCUUGCACUCCGUGGUGCCCAGCGGUCUGAUUACUAUUUGUUCCAGAUCCACCCCUUCCUCACUGCUGCGCCAAAUCUACAGACGUUAUAUGCGCUAGACUGCCGUGGUAACGCAAUAGCAAGUACGCUUUUAUUGUCGUUUGAUUACAACGACGGGGAUCCGUGGUCAGAAGACCUAGCUGUAAGCAAGCUGCGGAAGCUAGUGCUGGAUGAGCUUCCAAGCGAAGGUUUUGAGAAGUUGAUAGAGCGCUGUGUAGAACUGGAAGACCUUGUGUACUAUAUCCACUUCUGGUAUGAUUGUCCCGACAUUGUACGCACAUUCUCUCAAACGGAUAAGAGGCUCAAGAAGCUCUGUUUUGGAUUUUUACCGAACCCUGUUCCAACCGGUUACGAGAGCGUGUUAGAUGACGAGGACUAUGAAACUAUUCCACUUGUCACAUCGUUGCGGGAGCUCACCCAGCUCGAGGAACUCGUUAUUGACCAGGCAUUACUCUACCGCAAGUCCGACACUUCUACAGGCACAGAACGACUGGAGACGCUGCUGCCACCUUCGAUUCAAAUGGUGCAUUUCACGUAUGUGUACAAGAGCAUGUAUGAAGAUUUGAUGCACCUCGCGUCGGUGGCACCAGGAAGCUUUCCCAAGCUUCGGAGCGUAACGAUUGGUCUCGUGAGUCCGAUACCACCGGGGAGAGUGGAGGAGAUCGAGCACAUGAAGACGGUGGAACCUGCCUUUGCUGAUGUUGGCGUGCAUGUGUCGUGGGAGGAGAACUUGAUGGGUCCGUUCUUGUAUACUGCGAUUCCGGGUGGGACGCCGGGCUUAGAUGUAACUUGUGUGCCAUCUGCUCCUCUACCAUUUCCUUGAUGUGAAAGAGCAAUAUGAAAGGUGUUACACAUGGGCGGCCACAGUGACCGUCCAAAACGUGGGUUAAUUUUU